Molecule: messenger RNA, 1665 nt
Organism: Microstroma glucosiphilum
Lineage: Eukaryota; Fungi; Basidiomycota; Exobasidiomycetes; Microstromatales; Microstromataceae
Product: aminohydrolase
Exons: 7
Coding region: 25-1665 (546 amino acids)
Cellular component (GO): cytoplasm
Molecular function (GO): hydrolase activity, acting on carbon-nitrogen (but not peptide) bonds
Source: RefSeq, a predicted model, not a curated record
CACCAUGUCAACAACUCCUUUACAAUGCCAAGAUUUGAUACCGUGAUUGUCAAUGGCCUGGUCGUCACGGCGGCAGAUUCUGCCUACUACAACAUUGGCAUCAAAGAUGGCAAGAUAGAGGCCCUUGCACGAGAGUUCUCGAGCGCUGAUCUUGAGGGAUGCGAAAUCAUUGACGCAGAAGGGGCGUAUGUGAUGCCUGGUGGUAUCGAUGGCCAUGUGCAUCUUUGCCAGGACCUGAAGACAGGUCCCAACAAGCUAGGAGGUAGGUGCAGUGACAACUUUGAGACUGGGUCUCGUAGCGCUGCUGCCGGUGGCACCACUACCAUGGUCAACUUCGCAUCUCAAGACAGGCUCGACGAAGCGGACCGUAGCUUGAUCGGCGUUGUACAAAGAUACGCAGCUCGGGCACAAAGCACCGGCAGCUACAUCGACUACGCUUUCCACGUCAUUAUCACUCGCAACGACCCCGAUGUCCUCCAAUCUGAGCUUCCCGUAUUAGUAAAAGAGUGGGGCAUCACAAGCUGCAAAUUGUUCAUGACCUACGACACCAUGCGUCUGACCGAUAGACAGCUCCUAGACGUGAUGGUCGCUGCGCGCAAGAAUUCUGUCACGACGCUCAUACACGCUGAGAAUGGCGAUGCCAUCGAAUGGCUCACCGAGCAGCUCGAAGCGCGAGACAUGAUCGCUCCCUACUACCAUGCUCUUUCACGUCCUCCCCUGAUUGAGGCAGAGGCUUCAAAUCGCGCCAUUGCUUUGGCUCAACUCGUGCAGAAUCCCAUCUUGUUCGUCCACAUAGGCUCGCCGAUGGCCGCUCAGAAUGUCCGAGAGGCACAAAGUCGGGGACUUCCCAUAUACGCUGAGACGUGUCCUCAGUACUUCAAUUUGACGUGGCAAGACCUGAAAAGAUUCCACUCGCCGACUUGCUUCGAAAACAGCAAGAUGAUCUGCUCGCCCCCUCCACCGGCCGAAAAGAAUGAUCAUGAGGCCCUGCAACGCUAUCUUGCGAAUGGAACGUUCACGAUCUGGUCCUCCGAUCAUUGUCCAUUCCGGUACGAUGACCCUGACGGAAAGCCAGCGGGAGUGCUUGAGCACGCAGGUAGUAUGCAAGGUGAGAGUGGCGACGGCCAUAAUCCUGCCGCACCGUGCACGUCUGUCUACCAUGAAGUCCCGAAAGAAGACCUUUCGCGUCUCUUGGCAAGAAAAAUGGGCCACUUCAAGCACGUCCCGAACGGAAUUCCUGGCGUAGAGACGAGACUGCCACUGCUCUUCUCUCAGGGAUUGUUGACUGGGCUGAUCUCUCCUUCACGCUUCGUUGAGUUGACGUCUACCAAUCCGGCCAAGCUGUACGGCAUGUAUCCGCAAAAGGGGUGUCUGAUGCCUGGCUCCGACGCGGAUUUGGUCAUUUGGCAUCCACAAGCAACUUUCAAGCCCUUUGCGCUCUCAAAUUCCCACUUGCACCACAACGUCGACUAUACGCCAUAUGAAGGGCAGACCCUUUCGAACUGGCCACGCUAUACUAUGGUGCGAGGAAAGCUAAUCUGGUCGAAUGGCAAGAUCGUAGGCCAAUUGUCGCACGGCAAUUUUGUGAAGAGGGGCCCUAACAGUCUGCAUCAACGCCCCCAGCCCUUCGGGACAGAUUUGAGAAAUGUGGCGACCUGGCUUUGA